CGACAGUAUAGAAAAGGAAAAACCACAGAGGAAUAGAACUUUUCAGUUGUACCCCACCCCCGCCUUGGAAGGAGAUCACCUGUCCCAGAGGAGGUCAAACAAGCAGAAAGAACCAGGUUUAUGUGCUUCAUCAAGAUGACACAUGAGAGGGAGGCGAAAAAAGAGCCGGAUCACUACCACCACCACCAAAUAAAAGAGAAUAUGACAUUUACCUUCGUGGGACUAGUUUCCACAAUUUCCUUGCCUGUUGAGCAAGAACCAGGUUUAUGUGCUUCAUCAAGAUGAGACAUGAGAGGGACGUGAAAAAAGAACCGGAUCACUACCACCACCACCAAAUAAAAGAGAAUAUGACAUUUAACUUUGUGGGACAAGUUUCCACAAUUUCCUCGCCCGUUGAGCACAACACUGCUAUACAAUCCCAUCCACACUCAGCAAACGAAUAUUCCCCACAAAUUGUGGAGCAAAGAUAUUGCAGCAGCAUCCGUCAGCGCCUGGUGUAUUCCAAACUGCCUGGAAUGCUGAAUCUGCCCCCGGAACACGCGGGUAUCCAAACCUCCCAUCCAAACCCACGCGGGACAUGCUGGGUUAUUCCUGCAGGAUAUACUAUCACAAGCGAACACUGUUCACAGACCAGGUUAUAAUCUUUCAGUGCAAUUGAGACCUUUGCGGACUUCCAGCACCACAAUACCCUUCUUCCACCAGACGCUGUUUGAAACAACGGGCCGGAAAAUGGCCUGGAUGAACACAUCCUUUGGAGCACAGUCACACUUCCCUAUCACAUUGCGUGCAUUCAAAGGAAAUUGCAAAGUGGCGAAGUCCGGAUGUACCAGCCUUCAAAUCAUCAAGUCCACAAUCGCGGAACUAACUUCAACUCCAACGUCACUCCAAUCCCUUCACUGCAACACCUUGCAGUGUAGCUGUUAAACAUGCAACCUGCCAUUGUGUCAUCUAAAACUAUGGGCAGUCGCCAGCGAGGGUUUGCAGCUCAGGGAGCAAAACAACUCCACUCCUCCCUCUCUCUCUCUCUCUCUCUCUCUCUCUCUCUCUCUCUCUCUCUCUCUCUCUCUCUCACACACACACACACACACACACACACACACACANCACACACACACACACACACACACACACACACACACACACACACACACACACACACACACACACACACACACACACAGAGGAAUACUCAUAUAUCAGCAUAUGCACCAUCAGCACUGUCUCCACCACUACCAGCAAGAGGAGGUCGAUAGAGCAAUGCUCCUACGGAGAGCUUAUACACCAUCAGCGCUGGCUCUACCACUACCAGCAAGAGGAGACGUCCCACCGUCUACAGCUACCGGAGCCUACCGCAACAUACUGAUCUGUAGAGGCAAGAGCUGGCGCAUAUUGCUAAGCAAGAUAUGCUCAGUUUUCAAGUUCACUAAUCCGGCCUGAGAAUAGUCUAUCGAAGAGAUAGGCCAAGGAUUGAAGAGUGGAACAGGAAAAUGACAGAGCAUCACACAUCGGCAACCAGAGUGCAAGAACAGGCAGCGCUGCAACUUCACCGAAAGGACAGAAUAGCGCUGAAACAUAACCAGAGUGGCAGACAGGAAAAAGAGAUUGAGGCUGACUGAGAAUUCCGAGUGCCGCUGAAUCUUCUGGCUCUGUAGGGUUGCCUGCCUAAACCUGCUGCAGAUGAGGACACAGAGACCAUCACCAUAACAAUGUCUAUGCUCUCAUUUCCUUGCAAGCAAACAGCCCUGAGAAUUGAGAAACCACCUCCUAACCAGCAGACAGCCCUGAAAAUUGAAAAAAAAAAACAAAAAAACAAAACAAAACACCUCAUACCCGAUGUGAAGUGAGCUUAACCCUACAAGCCAGAGACGUACAACUCCGUCAAAGAUACAGUCCCAGCAGUUUCACCAAGCUAGAACAAGAGUUCAAAACCUGUGUCAGAAUGCAAUGUGUCCACUCACCUCCAGGAACACCGUUCAACGAGUGUAAUAGAGGACAUUAACAACAACCAUUGGCUGAUGAGAUGGUCACGUUGCUGAUCCCGCACAACAAAGCCCUCUUUUGUGA
Chara braunii is the source of this 2064-nucleotide messenger RNA. The record is from the annotation of a GenBank genome assembly. Lineage: Eukaryota; Viridiplantae; Streptophyta; Charophyceae; Charales; Characeae.